AUGGACACUCUGUUGGAGCUUGCAGACGACUAUUUUCUCGAUAGCAUUUAUGCUAAGGCAUUCCCAGAGCAGUUGGCUUCAAACUCGACGCUGCAAUUCCCGCCAACAUCUCCAUGGGCUCGCGACAGCGAUCUGCGCAUUUGCCUCUCAUUGGCAGUACUGGUCACCAUUGGCGGCUGGCUCUUUUACAUGGGCUUCUCCACACUCUCUUAUUAUCUCAUAUUUGAUCACGAGACAAUGAAGCAUCCAAAGUUCUUAAAGAACCAAGUACGACAAGAGAUAGAAUGUGCAUCUAAAGCUAUCCCAGGAUUUGCAUUGUGCACGGUGCCCUGGUUCUGGGGUGAGAUCAAGGGCUACUCCCUGCUGUAUGAAGGAUUGCCGACAACGCCCGCUGGCUGGGCAUGGCUUGUUUCAACACCUCUCCUUUUCCUUUUGUUCACUGACUUUGGCAUCUACUGGAUUCAUCGAUGGGAACAUCAUCCUCGCGUUUACAAGUAUCUUCAUAAGCCUCAUCACAAGUGGGUUGUUCCUACACCUUACGCAUCGUACGCUUUCCACUUCCUUGACGGCUAUGCUCAGUCAAUUCCUUAUCAUCUCUUUGUCUACGUGAUCCCCACCCAAAAAUGGAUCUAUAUUUUCAUGUUUUUCUUUGUCAACUGCUGGACAAUCAUGAUCCACGAUGGCAAUUUUGUUUCACGAUCCACCAUCAUCAACACCACAGCUCAUCACGCCGUCCACCACUUGUACUUCAACUACAACUACGGCCAAUAUUUUACUUUUUGGGAUCGUAUGGGCAGUUCGCACCGUGAGCCUACUGAAGAACAAUACAAUGCUGAGCUUCGCUCGAACAAAAAAGUGUGGGCAGCCCAAGCCAAGGAGGCCGAGACCAUCGAAGCUGAAGUCUUGAAUGCGAAAAAGCAAAAGACCAACUAA
Molecule: messenger RNA, 933 nt
Organism: Lichtheimia ornata
Lineage: Eukaryota; Fungi; Mucoromycota; Mucoromycetes; Mucorales; Lichtheimiaceae
Exons: 5
Coding region: 1-933 (310 amino acids)
Biological process (GO): lipid biosynthetic process
Molecular function (GO): iron ion binding; oxidoreductase activity
Source: RefSeq, a predicted model, not a curated record